Molecule: messenger RNA, 1650 nt
Organism: Cylindrotheca closterium
Lineage: Eukaryota; Bacillariophyta; Bacillariophyceae; Bacillariales; Bacillariaceae
Source: the annotation of a GenBank genome assembly
AUGGGAAGGGGGAAAAGCAAGAAAAACAGAGAUGAUUCAUCAUCAAACAUAGCUAAGCAGCAACAGAAUAACCAAGGCAAGACUAAGAAGCAAAAGGAGCCGCCUGCGUUAAACCAAAGGCUUCAUCAAAAGCCGAACGACCCGAGUCGCUCAAUGCAUCAAUCUGGUCUGUCAACGGCAGCUUCCUUCAAAGGCUGGUGUCUGCAAGAGCGCCAAGGUAUUGUGUGGGUUCUAGGCUGUGCAUUCCUCGGUAGUUUGUUUGGAUUUGGAAUCGGUAGUGGCUUUCUAACAGGAGAAGGGAAUAAGCCACCCAACGCGUGGCGAGUAGCUCUUGGCGCUCGCAUCAGAUCCUCGGCAACGUAUGAAGUUUUGACACUGAAUCGAUCUCCGUGGAGCCCAUCACAUGGAGGAAGCUUCUUUCAAGAGGCUCAACCUCUGAACUCUAGGAGUAAAUCUGUUGUGUUGCUCGACGCUGAAACAUUACGAUCUGAUCCGUCACAUUCGACAGUAUAUGCUGUCUUAAGGGAAGCUGUGGUCCGAGAGAUGGGAGGCUAUGUUCACCCCGAUCUUGGAAUAUUAUCACCUGCUCCUUGUGGAUCAGCACGGGGACUUGGGAUGGUACGAGAUAGCUAUCACCGAUGUCAAACCAAAUGCCUGCCUGGGAUUGCAGAGGAGAAGAGGAGAGCGUCAAUAAAAAAUACUACUAGUGAGAAGACUUUCAUGCAGGAAGAGCUCCUAAUAAAGGCACCUCUAGCCUUUCAAAUGACCCGAACUGCUGCUUUGGAAACAUUGAUGCCCCUAAUUUCUCCAGAAGUGCAACAACAUGAAAGAUUAUAUGAACUUGACGACGCAGCACUUUUGACUCUGUUGUUGGCACAUGAACGUGGAGUUGGAAAGUACAGUCGCUGGCUGCCCUACAUAGCAAGUUUGCCGCUAGAGCCAAGCUGCGGUUAUUCUAAAAAUCUUCGUCCCUAUCUACUUGAUAGCAUCAACGCUCUCCGAGAGGAGCUUGGCGUUGACAUUAGCGGUUGGCCUGGGGAGCUAUUGAAGGCGACACAAUACGCUGACCGCAUUGCAAAUGCUUUAUCGCAAGACUACGGAAGCUUUCUUCAACAUCCAAAGGGCGUAUCACAACUAGAGAAUAUCGAAUGGGCUUUAUGUCAAGUCGCCUCUAGGGCAAUAGCCGGAUCGCAAAAGCAUGGCUCAUUACGGCUCAUUCCAUUGGUUGACUUGAUUAAUCACGACAACAACGCGGCAGGAUUCGUUGAGCUGACAGGGGAGGAAAAAGUAUCCAAUGGUGACUUUGUUGACUCGAUACUAGAGGAAGAUUCUGGCGCGUUUGCUGUUCGAAGCCGAAGGCAUGGUCGUAGGAAAGCGCUGAAAGUGGGUCAAGAGUUGCUGAUCAAUUACAAUGUCCCUCACUACUCUCCAUUGGAUUGGUUUGUUUCCGUUGGUUUCGUGCCCCCAGAAAGGUGGGCAGGCUGGGAGAAAAUCGAUUCUGCUCUUCCCAAAAUACGAAUGGACGGACCAUUCGGUGCUUCCAACUCAGGACGUGCCUUUCGGUCCUUUAUCUCGGAAAGCUCAGACUCUCCUCGGUUGCAAACUGGUCCAUUUCAGCCCAGAGGCCCUGGAAGGAACGAGGAUCUAUAA